Molecule: messenger RNA, 3155 nt
Organism: Physella acuta
Lineage: Eukaryota; Metazoa; Mollusca; Gastropoda; Physidae
Product: RING finger protein 11
Biological process (GO): ubiquitin-dependent protein catabolic process
Cellular component (GO): ubiquitin ligase complex
Molecular function (GO): ubiquitin protein ligase activity
Source: RefSeq, a predicted model, not a curated record
GUCUGUGUUUUGGUUGUCCCAGCUGGAGAACAGUAUGACGUCAUUGUCUGACAUAAACCAAGGCCAUUAGUUCGUUAUUGUAGAGAACAAAGGAUACACAGAUUGAAAAUGGGAAACUGCUUUAAAUCAACAAAUAAUGAUGACAUUUCGUUACUUAGAGGUAACGAUAGUCACGAUUCGGCCCUCGAACCAGCUCAAUUUAUUGAGCCACCACCACCAUACAGGGCACAGCCUGAGCAGCAUCAUAGAAUGCCAAUCUAUCACCCAUCACCUGGUGUAAGUCGACUAGCGAAUCAGCUUACAGAAGAAGAGCAGAUCAAAAUAGCACAGCGCUUAGGGCUGAUAAACCACCUACCAACAGGGAAAUAUGACGGAACAAAUAAAAAAGCAAAAGAGUGUGUUAUCUGUAUGAAUGAAUUUCUGUUUGGGGAACAGCUUCGAUUCCUUCCCUGUAUGCAUACGUAUCACAGAGAUUGUAUUGAUGACUGGCUAAUGCGAUCUUUCACCUGCCCUAGCUGUAUGGAACCAGUCGAUGCUGCUCUGCUCACAACAUAUCAGACAAGUUGAUCUCAGGUUCUAGACUUUCCUUAUUCAUGCAACACCUUAUAUCAGUAGUAUGAUAAUCUAUGCUGUCAUAACCGUCUUCAUGUAAAGAAGGUACUAUCAAAUCCAAUAUUUUUCAAAGAUAAAGUCUGCAUGGAGUUGUCUGGUAUUUCAUGACUUGAUAAUUCAGCAUUUAAUUUGUUAACAUGCUUUCAAAGUUUGUAACAGUUUAGAGCUCAGAAAAUCCAAAGUCCUUGAACUGAUUGAGUGUGAAGUGCUCGUAUUUGACAUGUACCUGCAAUUUGCAUGUUGACACAUAGGACUAGUAAUCUUCCAUUGUUUAACUACAGAUAGUUUUUUUAUAAAUAUCAUGUUUGUUGAAUAUGCAUUCUAUUACAAAUUCAAUUGCAUUUUUAUUAUUAGAUUUUCUUCAAUUCUUGAUAAAGCUGUUUCAUAAAAAUGAAUCAGUUUUGUGAAUCAUCAAUGAACUAAAUAAAUACAUUUGGGAGGAAAGUGGUUGUGGGUUUUGUUUCAUCUUCAUUAAAAAAAAAUGGAGGUGAUCAUGUAACAAAUAUGUUUGUUUAAAAUUUGAUCAUGUCACAAAUAUGUUUGAUUAAUAUUUUAUCGUGUAACAAAUAUGUUUGUUUAAAAUCUGAUAAUAUGUAACAGACACGUUUGUUUAAAGUUUGCCUUAGAAUACUGAACAAAUGUCUCAGUCUCACAUUGUUCUUUUUUUUAAUUGUUGAAAUCCUAUUGGCUCACCCUGAUUUAAUGAAUUACCACAACAAGAUGAGCAUAAUCACAGGUUUCUUUAAUUAGCCUAAAGACAACUCUUGUAGACACUGAUGCUAGUCUGGCAUGCAAUCUGUAUCACCCUAUUUAUUGUUAAAUGUUAACCAGGAUCAAAGAGAUCAUCUAUUUUAUCAUUGCUGUUAUGACAUUGUGUAGCAUAUAUUCCCAUGUCAUCUAUUUAAAGACUUGUGUUGUAACAAGGCCUGAAACUCAUGUCUGUUGAUUGAUGAGGAAGUGAGAUAGAGUAUGCCUGAUCACAUCACUUGUAAUACUAUUUUUAGAACUGUUUUUUUUAAUCUACAGCCACAUAGUGUAGCUUUUCUUUAGUUAAUAAAGAGCUAUUAGUGCCAUGAGGAUAAAUAAACAGAAUUCAUGUUUUACAAUUACCUGUAAAUAAUGACAUUUUUAUCAAUCUUUAGAACAUUUUUAUCCUUUGAAGCCAAAUGGUCCACUGGAAUUUGUGUCAGUUACUUCAAGUUUAUGGGUGUUUCCUGAUGCUGUUUUUUCUAAAUGUGAAGAUAACAUUAAGGAAAAUCAUCAUAUCCUGAGCGCACAAGUAGUUUUAAAUUAAUUUUUUGUUUGUACUUUGAGGGCUAUAUAUGUUGUGUACUUUAUAUUUUAAGCAACAGAUUGUGGAUUUAGUUGCUGGUUGUCAUUUGUUGCAUUUAAAGAACAUCUUUUUAUUUAUUUUAUUUUUCUCAGUUUUUGCAUUAAGUUUAAGGAAAGAAAUGACUCCACAUUAUUAUAAUUUAGGUUUUUCCCUAUAGCAUGAUUAGUCUGUGAUUUAUUUUGUGAUAAAUUUAUUUCUUAAGCUAUGGAUGUUUAGGAAUGUAAAAAAAAAAAUCAAAUCUGAUUAAGGUUUGUGUAAAUGCCAUGUAACCAAGGCGUCCAAGACUUAAAUAAUAAAGUAAUCAAGUCAUUAGUUUAUUAUUUUUUGUGUGCAUAUAGGUUAUUUUUUUACAUCAGACUAAAUGUAAUGCUAUUUUCUGAAUAGAUUUCAAGAAUUUUUAAAAAUAAAAUUUGGCUUAUGUUUGAAGUUAAAUUGUUGGAAAAACAUUUGUUUUGAUAUUUUAUUUCCUGCAAAAACAUUUUAAGUUGAAACACUAUCACAAGACUUAUCCAUUUAUGCUUAUAUGGUCUUUCAUUUAUUUUGUAAAAAAACGUAUUUGCUAUCUUAUUUUGUCCAUUUUUAUUCCUGUAAGAAGAAAGAAUGAGCACUCAAUUGAUACUGAAAGAUUUUGUGAAAAAAAUGUUCGCUUUUAAAUGAAGUUUGAGAUGAAACUUUGUGUAAUAUGAUACAAAUUAUUGUAAUCUUUAUAUUGUUUUAAAAACUAAAAAAAUGUGUAUAUACAUAUGUAAAUAGAAAAAGUGAUUUAUGUUGGUCUAAUACAAAAAGAUAACUUUUAUAAAGCAGAUGUUAGUUGAUUAUGAUAAGGGCAAAAUAACUUUUAUGUAAAUUAAAAAGCUCAGAAGAAACAAUUUUUCAGCCAAUCAAAAAGUUGAUUUUUGCUACAUGUAUGCCUGCAUUAACAAUAAUUUUUUGUGUAAGAUAUGUAAUCAAGUGAUAAAAUUUCAAUUGCUCGCUACACAUCAGUUAAAGUAGUUUAAUCUUGUAGUAUAACAAAACCGAGUGCAUUAGACUUUUUAGCCAUGCACGAUUGUCAUACAAAUGUAUAGCAUGUUCCACACGCCCUGUAUUGAAUUGUGUAUUGUGACAUUUGGUUGUGAAGAUGAGAGAAACAUGAAUGACAGGUUUCUAAUUGUUGGACAAGUUGUAUCCUGCCAUUAAACUCAUCCAUUCAAUAAAACUAAGCUGAAAA